Messenger RNA from Zingiber officinale, 918 nucleotides. RefSeq names its product PLASMODESMATA CALLOSE-BINDING PROTEIN 2-like. The record is from RefSeq and is a predicted model, not a curated record. Lineage: Eukaryota; Viridiplantae; Streptophyta; Magnoliopsida; Zingiberales; Zingiberaceae. The coding region runs from base 140 to 655 and encodes 171 amino acids. The transcript has 4 exons.
UGACUCGCUUCCCGAUGCUCGCUCUCUUUCUCUCUCUCUCGCGUUAAUACUUAUAAACUACGACCGGUGAGGAGUGGAAGCAAGCAGCCGCUUUACAAACUUGAGAGGCGAGCACUAGCUACGUUGCUCCACUGCUUUGAUGGCCGCUCUAGCUGCUCUACUUCUCGCCCUCGCCAUGGUUGGCGGAUCAGAUGCUGCUUGGUGUGUCUGUAGGUCUGACCAGAGUGAUGGUGUUCUUCAGAAGACACUGGACUAUGCUUGUGGAGCAGGAGCUGAUUGCUCCAGCAUUCUCCAAAAUGGAGCUUGUUACAACCCCAACACAGUGAGAGCCCAUUGCUCUUAUGCUACCAACAGUUACUUCCAGAGGAAGGGGCAAGCACAAGGGGCUUGUGAUUUCUCUGGCACUGCCACUCUCUCCACAACAGAUCCAAGUUUCAGUGGCUGCACAUACCCUGCCACUGCCAGUUCUGCAGCCACAAGUUCUACACCUGCAACAAACACCCCAGGAGCUGCAUUGAGCCCUCCGAGCGGAGUGUUCGGAGGAUUGGGACCAUCAAGCAGCCUCUCUGACAACUCCGGUGGCUCUCUUCUCAUGGCGGGGACGGCUUCUCUGCUCUUAACCGGUAUUUGCUCAUGGAUGGCCUUGUUGAGUUAACGAGACGAAAUCUUCUUCAUUGGUUGGUACACUGGGCAUUUUUGAGCUGAUGACUGUGAAAGUCAGAGAACAAAUGUAUGUGAUAAAAGCAUAUCUGAUCUAGUCCGUGUUCCCUAGUGGCAAAAGGAAUCGAUUCCACUUCAGUGGUUUAGUGGGGCAUUUGGAAUAUUAGUAUAGUUGUUCCUUUCUUGUGAGACUGUGUCUGGAUUAAUGUAUUAUUGAGCAGCUGUUAGAACGUGAGUUUACUUGUUUGUCAUGGCGAA